GACCGUGGCAAAAAAAAAAAAUCCUUAUUUGUGGCAACGGCCAACGCCUCUCGGCACGUGAUCGGGACGAUGCUUGGAGUUCGGAUCAAAAAGUUUCUGCCGACCUCAGCGGACCCGAGGGCCAACGAAGCCCAAAGCCCACAGACGACGCUACGGCCUCGCCUUCCGUUUCUGCACGUUCCUUCUCUGGAAGCCGAGGCCCGCUCGCUCGAAGCGGCUGUUGCGCCGCUCAAUUUCAAUCCGGAGGCUGAAGCCACGGGGGAGAAGGGCGCAUGGUUUCCGCAGCGCGCGCUGCAUCCCUUCUGGCCUUGUUGCGGCCUCCGGAGCGCGGAUCUUGACAUCGGCGACGACAACGGCGAGGAGGAGGAUCUUCUCACGGCACUGCGACCCUGCGAGAUGGACAUCGUAUGUGAAGUGUGUGGUGUUGUUGGCUACAGGCAACUUUUAAUACAAUGUAGCAAUUGCAAAAAUGCUGCAAGGCACCUAUAUUGUUUGGACCCGGUAAUUUAUGAUGCCUCAGCAAUUGAAUGGUUGUGUGACGAUUGUCCUCCAAAACAUAAUGAAGCUUCUGAUCUUACUGUAGAAACACAAAAGGCAGUGGGUGCUGUUGGGCCUACCAUGAACACAAUGGAGUGUCUGGACCUCUCAAUGGGAAAAGAUGGCUGCUCUUUUUCACAGAAUUGUGUUGAAGGCUUCACCCAAGGAACAAAGUCUGACUUUUUUUCUUCAAUCAAUGAUGUUGAGACAUCAUAUCCAUUUGUUAAGGGUAGUUCUUGUCCUACACUACCGAAUAUGGAGCAAAAAGAUGGUGUAUUGGAAAAUGCGGAACAACCUCAUCUUUUGGAGAUGGUUAAUCUUGAUGGUACAAGCCAUUCACUUGUGGACCCUCCAUUAGAAAUCAAAGAACAAGGAGCGGAAGCUGGCUUAUUUGCUUCAGUUGAAGAUGUCGAGCAAACCCAUCCCAUUUUAACUGAUGAAACUAGUCCUAUAUGGUCAAGUGAGGAGCAAGUAGACGGUUCUUGUCCUGCAUCGGAAAGCCGGGAGCAACCUGUUCCUUUCAAGGUGGUUAUACUCGGACCAUGGCAUGAUGUGCCAAAUAGCAUCCUAAGAUCAAGGCCUCCUUCAAACUACUCACAGUCCAUGCAAGGAUCAGAUCUAUAUGUUGGAAAUGUGGAUGUAUUGGAUCUUUCUAAGGAGCAGUUGGACUCGAGGUUAAAACCUGAAGAACAAGGAGCGGAGGAUGGCUUAUUUGCCUCAGUGGAAUAUGUUGAGCAAACACAUCCCAAUUUUACUGAGGAGAAAGUAGAUGGUUCUAUUCCUACACCAGCAAGUUCGGAGCAACCUGAUCAGUUGGAGGUGGUUAGACCAUGGGAUGAUGCGCCGAAUAGUACCCUAAGGUCAAAGCCUCCAUCAAACUACUCACAGCCAAUGCAAGGAUCAGAUCUAGAUGUUAGGAAUAUGGAUGCCUUGGAUCCAUCUAAGGAGUGGUUGGACUCAAGGUUAUUGUCAAAUACGGUAGAGCCAUCAAGUUCCUCAAAUGGAGGAGGCACAUCUGUUGAGAAAGACAACAUUGAAAAAACAGAACGCUUGUCAGGCAUUGACACCGUCACCCCUGGACUGGAUAAUGUCCAGGGAUCAAAUCCCUCAGCAGAGCCAUCAAGUUCCUCAACUGGAGAAGGAAACUCAGCUGUUGAAAAACACAGUGCUGAAAUGACAGAAUGCUUGUUAGGCAUGGGAAUUUUGAACCCUGCACUGCAUAAUGUCCAGGUAUUGAGUCCCUCGACACCAAAAGAAUGCUUGGUUUCUAGCGCAGACAAGUCAGAUGUAGCAAAUAGGUCAGAUGAAAUUAAUCACAGUCUCGAUGAUUUUAACCAAAGUAAUCCCAAGCCAGUGCUGAAGGGAAGAGUCUCCAAAAUGAUGUGCCCAAGACUUGCGUUUCAACUGCCAAAAGUGUUGCCUGUAUGCGAACAUCACAAAAGGGAGAUGUCAUUGCCUUCCAAGCAUGUUAGUCCACGGAAAGCAACAAAAAGUAGCUUUAGAAAGCAAUAUGAAGGACCAAACAGACAUGUUUCACGUCAUACUGAACAUCAGAAAACCAAACUCGUUAUGAAGGACAGAAAUACAGGUCCUGCUCAUAUGAGAAGUUGUAGGCCAACAAAGCAAAUUGAUUGUACUUGCUCAAGUGCUUCCUUGGAUUCAUCUACAAAGACUAAGGAAGUAAAUGAUGCAGAACCAAGAUGUUCUAAAUCUGUAAAAACUUUUGAGAAUGUCAUGGCCAAGAAAAGAAAACGACCUAUUCUAUCAUAUGAUGAAGAUGCCAAGGCCAUGCAGAUGGAAGUGAGGAUGCGCAGGAGACACAGGGAAAGUGGUGUGAUGAAGCUGCGAAGAUCCACAGAAAAUUCUGAUGAAGCGAUGUGUCCAGGAAAUUCAAAUAAUCAACUUACCAAUGAUCAUACGAAGGCAAGGAAGCAGAGAAGGGCCAACAAAGACAAUAAAACACCACCAGUGAACGCUAGUGUUCCAUGCACACAGAUUGAUGCUGCACGAUUAGCAUCAGAUCAGCAAAGCUUUAUUUGCACGCGACCCAUUGAUAGACCUUACUGGACUGGAAUCAUGAAGAUUGGCCAGGAAUAUAUUUCAUUGGUUGCACACCUGUCAAAUCAAGCAUGCAAGAAGGUGCAGGAAUUAUCGAUGUCAUUACCACCACUAAUGAAAGUAACAAAGCAUUCAAAGUUGAAAGCCUGGCCAGGGAGGUGGAAGGCAUCGGAACCUACUGCUGAAUGCGUUGGCUUGUAUUUCUUCUCAGAUAAUAUGAGGGAACUGGAUCAACUUGUGCAUUAUCUCAAUGAUCAUAGCUUAGUCCUAAAAUAUGUCGUUGGCUUUGCCAAGCUGCUGAUCUCCCCGUCUGUUUUCCUACCAGAGCAAUGCCAAACGUUCCAAGGGAAACGCUAUCUGUGGGGAGUGUUCAAGCGCAGGAUGAAUACGGGGAGAAUACAUCAUGUGAAUGCAAAGUGACACCCUAGUCCAAUAAAUCCAUGUUGUGAAGGGUAUCGCUAGCUCAAAGAGACAACAGUUCGCCAAGCACUGUUGAUGCCUUUUUGAGCUGAGACCGACCCCUGUGAUCAUAAGCAGCCCCGCGAGAACUCUCCCCUACCCAGGCUAUCGGGCCUUGUCAUUGUGCGGACGUCUGAGGUCGGAGCACUUCAUUUGUUUGGGAGCUGGAAAAAUGAAGGUGCACUGGUUGGUUUCUCUGAACUUGUGAAAGGGUUAGCGAAGGACCGUACUGUAAUGUUCAUGGCCUGGAGGAAUGAUGCAGCAAGUAGGAUCAGAAAUCAGAACUAGCCAGCGACAAUCACGCUCCAGCUUCUGAAACGUUGCUGUAGCCUUUUGUUGAUGUUCAGGACUGGGAGCUAGAUUGUCACGAUUUGACACUGAGGACGUUACUGUGCCUGCAAGCCUAACCUAAGAUGUAUCAAGCAUCAAGUGCUGCUGCUGCUGCUAUGGAAGGUCUUAGCCAAAAUUAAAUUAUGUUUCUAAGCUCUGCAUGCAUCUUAACCUGCGCUAAUAGGUUUUCUUGAUGGCCUCAAUGGGAGCAGCAGGAACCUACUACUUUUUAUGCGCAUAAACUGGCACUUCGCAUGAUGUACUUGUUCAUAAGUUGGUCAAAAAGUCGGUUCCGUGGGGUAAAUCC
Messenger RNA from Zea mays, 3691 nucleotides. Its product is annotated as RING/FYVE/PHD zinc finger superfamily protein. NCBI's taxonomy places the organism in Eukaryota, Viridiplantae, Streptophyta, Magnoliopsida, Poales, Poaceae. Gene Ontology annotation, biological process: negative regulation of transcription elongation by RNA polymerase II. The record is from RefSeq and is a predicted model, not a curated record. Gene Ontology annotation, molecular function: histone reader activity. The transcript has 7 exons. Bases 70 to 3015 code for a protein of 981 amino acids.